UAUAAUUCAUGGUGUGAGGAUAAUCGCUUCAGUGUAAAACUAGGUGGUAGUGUUGUAAGGAUGAAGAUUUGCUUCGCUUUUUUGCUUUUGGCGUCCGUGGCUAGUGGAACUUAUCGUAAAGAUGCGUACUGUUCAAUGCCUCCCCUGUUCCAACUUGAUGACUACGACACGUGUCUCUUAAAAAAUGGAGUUUUCUGUCUCGGCUCCUUUCAACUCACUAUUCCUAAAGACAAUGGACAAAUGACCUCCAUCGACAGCCCGGAAAACUUUGGCAACUCACAUAUGGACUAUAGGGGCAAGAAACUCUAUGAUAUCCUCCAAGCUAACUCAAAUGAGAAACAUCGCUUCAAUCAUACACUAAUCCAUCGCGGGCUAUGCUCAAGGAUGACCUGUUUUGGAAGGGCCGAUGGCCAUCUAUCUAAUCGAAAGAAAUUCCAGCAGUGUGUUAACGAUCUUACCAGGUCUCAAUUUGGGUUAGUAGCGACCCUUAUCCGCCUGGAUUACUGCAAGAGCGCGCAGACACCGCGACGCGUUCCGCCUGAUAUCGCCGACCAAGGAUUUGUCGCACUAUGCGCCGCGCUCCUUGUGGCCAAUCUUCUUGGAACUUUUUAUGACCUCUUGAGGAAUAAAGAGAAAAAAGGCAACGAGGUGCUCUUAUCAUGGUCUAUCAUCAACAACUUCAAAAAGCUUAUUCACGUUUACCCCAAUGAGGACACUCUUGUAUCCCGGUUCAACCCCAUACAUGGCAUCAAAUCUAUUACCCUUAUCGGAGAGAUCGUGGCUCACUCGGUGAUUGUUUCACACAUCAGCUACUUGCACAAUCCGGACUUUUUGGAAACUCGACGGCAGCAUCUACUGGCUAUGAUGCUUACGAAUGGCAGCAUCGCUGUGCAGGGCUAUAUUUUGCUAUCUAGCUUUCUCUUCAUCCACCACUUCCAAUUGAUGGGAUCACGCCACAAUAUCUCCAGCAUUCAACUUUUCUUCAUUAUGCUUCUACGAAGAAUUACCAGAAUAUUACCUGUAUACAUGUUCAUGGUGUAUUUCACGGCAACGUGGAGCCGAUUUCUGGGUGACGGACCGCUAUGGAUCCCGAUCAUGGAUAAAGAGGCUCAAAUCUGCCGGCUCAAGUGGUGGUCUCACGCACUCUUCAUACACAACCUUUAUCGCCCUAACGAUCGUUGUCUACUGCAAACAUGGUUUGUUGCAGUAGAUAUGCAGCUGUAUGCCUUAGCUAUUCUACUGGCAAUAAUGCUAACUCAACGAAGGAGAGCCGCUAUUAAAAUGCUUCUGGUUAUGUUUGUUGUCGCCAUUCUGUGUAUUUUCGUUGCUGCUUAUACAUAUGACUUAACUGCUAUGGUGUUCAUCACGACCCCUGAAUUUGUGAGGAAAUUGUACCACGGAGAGCCGUCUUUUAACUGGUUGUAUGCCGCCCCUUGGGGCAGUUUGCCUGCCUCAUUGCUAGGCGUGAUGGUCGGCUUCCUAUAUUACAAUCUACGGGAAGACAAAAUCAAUUUGCAAAACUACCGAUGGUUCCGAGUAUUAUAUCGUAUCUCAAUAGUCGCCGUUUUUGGGUGGAUUCUAAGCGCGUAUCUGCUCCCGCAGAAGCCGUCUUAUCUUCUCUCUACGGUCUAUGCAGCUAUUGACAGACCUGUCUACGCCAUAUUCUUUAGUGUUAUGUUGUUUGGCUCUAUAUAUCGGAUUGAUCAAUUGUGGUGGCGCUUUAUGUCGUGGAGUGGUUGGCAGGUGUUCGGUCGUAUGUCACUUUGUGUCUUUAUGAUUCAUUGGAGUUUUGACUUGCUGCAGAUAGGCUUGCAGACCAAUACCAAUAAAAUGUCCAUCUUUGAAAUUGGCGGACACGUAUGUGUUACAAUAUUUAUGACCAUUGUUAGUUCAAUCCCGCUACACAUUAUGGUGGAAAAACCGAUUCAAAUGUUUUUGCGAUCAUCGUUAAAUAUUUAAUCAAUUCUUCGGACUUAAUAAAAUAAUUUAUGAAUUAAUAUACAAGGUUGGAAUUGUAAGUGGCUUUAGUAUAAAACAUAAAUGCCAGAAACGAAACGCAGUAAAGAAUUCAAAGAUUUAACUUCUAUAAUUAUAAGUAUAUUUUUUAACAUAGUAUUUUUUGUAUAAUCUAUAUAAAUAAAAAUCGCAGAACAUGUUGCCAAGCGCAAAACUCGAAGGCGGUAGGAUUCGAUUAUUAUUUUUAGUUAUUACUUGAACUCAGAGGAAUCUUUUGAAGGAGAACAAUAAUUGAAUGGAAAAGCUUAAAAACCAGUUUGUGAGCAUUAUUAUGAAAAUACCUAAGCACACAAAUUUAUUAAGUGUGAGUAUA
Molecule: messenger RNA, 2329 nt
Organism: Pieris brassicae (large cabbage white)
Lineage: Eukaryota; Metazoa; Arthropoda; Insecta; Lepidoptera; Pieridae
Product: O-acyltransferase like protein-like
Exons: 14
Coding region: 61-1959 (632 amino acids)
Molecular function (GO): acyltransferase activity, transferring groups other than amino-acyl groups
Source: RefSeq, a predicted model, not a curated record